AUGCUAAAGGCCAAGGACCUCGGUCCGAGGGUGGAGUAUUGUUGUGGGGAGUGCUUGGACCAUGAAGCCUCCGGCAAAUGGGCAGCUUGGAGGGCUUGUGAUGCAUCGAGGUUCAAGAAAUCUGAUCUGACCGAUCAUGAGAAGACCAUCCAGAAUGGCAAGCAUAAGUUCAAGCAGCUCCCCGUACACGUAGCCUUCAAGCAGAUCAUCGCGAAAAAUGCGGCUACUGAGGCUAGUCGCAUGGCCGAAGAACUCCUCCUUGUUAAUCCCUUGGCCGACCCAGCACUCACUUUUUUUGGCUAUUGA
Perkinsus marinus ATCC 50983 is the source of this 306-nucleotide messenger RNA. RefSeq lists its product as hypothetical. Lineage: Eukaryota; Perkinsozoa; Perkinsida; Perkinsidae. The transcript is spliced from 2 exons. The record is from RefSeq and is a predicted model, not a curated record. The coding region runs from base 1 to 306 and encodes 101 amino acids.